Molecule: messenger RNA, 1140 nt
Organism: Pestalotiopsis fici W106-1
Lineage: Eukaryota; Fungi; Ascomycota; Sordariomycetes; Amphisphaeriales; Sporocadaceae
Exons: 3
Coding region: 1-1140 (379 amino acids)
Biological process (GO): phospholipid catabolic process
Molecular function (GO): hydrolase activity, acting on ester bonds
Source: RefSeq, a predicted model, not a curated record
AUGUGUUGUUCGCUGGCUUCCAUGAUAUCGGGCUGCCUGCUCUUGCAGGUAGCUUUAGUACAAUGCGCAAUCGUACCGGGUAAAGCCUUUGAUCGAUUCAUCAGCAUAUGGCUCGAGAAUCAGGACUUUGCGAAAGUAAUUGCAGACCCCGACUUCAUCGAUCUCAAGCGAUACGGUAUCUCGCAGACGAAAUACUAUGCACACACGCAUCCUAGCCAGCCAAAUUACCUCGCAUCGGUAGCUGGCGACUACUUUGGUCUCAACCAUGACGAUGUGGUGCGACUGCCCUCUAAUGUAUCUACCGUCGUGGACUUGCUGGAGGAGAAGGACAUUAGCUGGGGAGGUUAUUUCGAAGGUAACCCAGGACCAGGCUACAUGGCUGCUGGCAGCUAUGCAGUAGACGGCACCUGGGACUAUGUCAGGAAACACAAUCAUUUCGUUUCUUUCGACAGCGUCAACAAGGAGGGCCUGAGACUCGCAAAGCUACUAUCGUUCCGCGACUUCCAGCGGCACUUUGCAGCGGGCAUAGUCCCGCAGUUUGUCAUGAUGUCGCCAAACAUGAACAACGACGGACAUAACACAACUUUGGAAUAUGCGACCAAGUGGGCACACGAGUUUUUGCUACCGCUUCUAGCUGAUGGAGCCUUUGCCGAACCGACGGUCAUUCAGCUGACGUAUGACGAGUCCGAGGACUAUGGCAAGCCCAACCAGAUCGUCUCGCUGCUGCUGGGCAACGGUAUUCCCAAGUCGUCCCAGGGGACCGAGGAUGGUGAAUUUUACACGCACUACUCGGUGCUCGCGACAGCCGAAAACAACUGGGACUUGGCCAAUCUUGGACGAUACGAUGUUGGCGCCAAUGUGUUCAAGUUUGUGGCUGACGUGACAGGAUACGUCAACAAGGACCCGGAGAAUGCAGACAGCGUGGACAAUUCGAUAUCGUAUGCCGGAUUUCUCAACAAUGAGUCGUCCUUGGAGGUACCGCCCCCGAAUUUGAAGCUGACGGGGGCCGGUGGGCAGCCAAUACUCGAAUCCAUCCGCAAAGCAUGGCAGACGGACGAAUUCAAGGCGUCGCCCUACGAUGGUAGUGGGAGGGUCUUUGAUGGUGACAAGAAUGCGCCCGAGUACAAGAUCCAAGGGUGA